ACCAGUGGUGGGGAUACACUUAGGAUCCAGAUAUGAAGGAUUAUGAUGACACCAUAUCUUUUUUGGGGCAGUGGGGAUGUUUCCAGCAGAUUGUCUUCUUCCUGCUCUGUGCCAGCAUUAUGCCAAACGGAUUUGGCGCACUAUCUGUUGUCUUCUUGACGGCUAUUCCCAGUCACCACUGUCUGGUUCCAGAGGUUAACCUGUCUGAAGAUUGGCGAAAUGCUAUCAUCCCAAUAGAGGUGGUGAAUGGGGAACCGGAGCUGAGCCGAUGCAGCAGGUACAGGCUGGAUGUGGUCCAAAAUCUCUCUGCUCAGGGAUUCAUUCCUGACAGGGACGUCAACCUCACUGACCUGGAGCAGGAGGGCUGUGUGGACGGUUGGAGCUACAACAGUGACACCUACCAGUCUACCAUCGUAACUGAGUUUGACCUGGUGUGUGAUGAUCAGUGGAAGCAGCCAUUCACCACCACAGUUUUCUACUUGGGAUUUCUUGCUGGAUCCUUCUUUUCAGGACAGCUCUCAGACAGGUUUGGAAGAAAGCCUGUUCUCUUUGCCACCAUGGCACUUCAGACACUUUUUACAUUUUCUGAGAUGUUUUCACCUUCUUGGACAGUGUUUGCCAUCCUCCUCUUCUUUAAUGGUUUGGGACAUAACUCCAACUAUGUAUCUGGUUUUGUGCUGGGCACUGAGAUCUUCACCGGCAAAGUGCGGGUCCUGUUCUCAUCUAUGGGUGUGUGUCUGGGCUUUGCUGUUGGCUAUAUGCUGCUGCCUCUUUUUGCUUACUUUUUAAGGGACUGGAAAUCACUCCUGCUGGGUGUCUCGCUGCCUGGCCUGCUCUACAUUCCUUUCUGGUGGUUCAUCCCAGAGUCUCCUCGGUGGUUGCUUUCUCAGGGAAGAGUGCAGGAGGCCGAGGCCAUAGUGAGAGAGGCUGCUAAGAAGAACAAAGUUGGGGCUCCGCAGGUGAUCUUUAAGGAUUACAUUGCACAUGCUGAUGAGAAAGAGACGACCCCUAAGGAACAUCACAAUGUCUUAGACCUGCUGAGGACAGAUAACAUCAGAAACAUGUCUUUCAUUCUGUGCCUGGUGUGGAUCACAAUGAGUGCUGGAUACUAUGGCCUGUCCCUGAACACAUCCCGACUUCAUGCAAACCCCUAUAUCAGCUGCUUCUUCUCAGCAGCUGUUGAGGUACCAGCAUACAUUUCCAGCUGGCUGGCACUGCGAUACCUUCCACGACGACUGUCUGUCAUCCUUGUCCUGCUCGUUGCAGGAGUGUCGUUGUACUUCAUUCCACUGGUACCUAAAAGCAUAUCUGAACUGGCUGUUGCACUGGAGAUGCUGGGUAAAUAUAGUAUUACUGUAGGUAUAGCUCUGAUUUUUGCCUACACUGCAGAGCUUUACCCAACAGUGUUAAGGAAUACAGCGACAGGGACAUGCACUACCAUUUCCAGAGUGGGCAGCUGCGUUGUACCUUUUUUGUUACUGCUGGGUGAUUACUUUAGGUACCUGCCUUAUAUCACACUGGGGACUCUGUCUGUUGUGUCUGCCUUCGCUGCUCUCUUCCUACCAGAGAGUUUUGGACGUCCUCUCCCUCAAACUAUUCAAGAGAUGCAGAAAAGAGAGAGCAUGAGGUGCCCGUUCAACACGAGAAAGGAACAUUCAAAACCUGUGGUGCUUUUCGAAAGUCAGCUCUAAACGUAGGCUAUAAGACA
Molecule: messenger RNA, 1708 nt
Organism: Plectropomus leopardus (leopard coralgrouper)
Lineage: Eukaryota; Metazoa; Chordata; Actinopteri; Perciformes; Serranidae
Product: organic cation/carnitine transporter 2-like
Biological process (GO): transmembrane transport
Cellular component (GO): membrane
Molecular function (GO): transmembrane transporter activity
Source: RefSeq, a predicted model, not a curated record